AUGUCUAAUAUAAUUUCUGUUCAUUGUCUUUAUCAAUUUCUCAUUUUUAUCUAUAUUAUUCCUAUUUAUAUUAGUAUUGAAACUAAGAUAAAAAUUGUUUUUCUUCAUGGUUUAAAUGUAAUUCGUUGUUCACAUAGUCAAGUACAAGUAUAUAAAUUAGAUUAUCAUUCUGGAUUUUUAAUCAAUAAUUUAGUAACAUGUAAUACGAAAGAUGAAAUUUAUUCUGAAAAAUAUACUGGUUUUAAAUGGGGUCAACUAAAUCUUGUUUGUUCUUCCGAUAACACUCAAGUGCAUGAAGAACAAGGUAUUUUCAGAUCCUAUGGUGAUGAUUCUGUGUUUAUUACUUAUACUAAAGGUCAAUUAUAUCAAUCAAAAGUACUUUACAAGUUAAAAAUCAAUCAUAGUGAGGAAUCUGAGUACGGAACAAUAAUAUCAAAUAAUCAACCAGCAAAUGAUGCAUACUUUAGUGAACAUACUGCAUUCAAAGAAAGAAGAAUUUAUAUAUGGUUUCCAGAUCAUCCUAUUAUUUGUCGAUUAAUAUUUACUAGUAAUGAAGAUAAUCCAUGUCCUUCAAUGGAUGGUAUAGCAGUAAAAAAUGUUAAUUAUACAUGUUAUUAUAAUCCAGGUGCUGAUAAAUUACCGACAAAAGAACAAAUGGAAGCUGAAUUGGAACAAAUUGAAGAAACAGAUGAAAAACCAAAUACUAAUGCGUAUGUUUUAGAGUUAGAAGCACCGGAAAGUACUCCAAUUGAUUCUUCUGAAGCUUCUGAUGACAAUUCAAACAAUCAAGCAAACAAUUCAUCAUAUAAUAACAAUAUUCGUCCUAGAAACUCAACAGAAUUAAAUGGAGGACUUAAUACACAACAAAUUAUAGGAUUGGUACUUGGAAUACUUUUACUUAUUGGUCUCAUAUGUGGUUUUAGUUAUUUUAUAAUUCAAAAAUAUUACUUUAAAAAAUCUUCAUCAUCAUCAGGAAACAUCGAAAAGGAUAGUAAAGAUUCAUAUUCUCUUGGUCAAACUCAAAGUCAACAAACGCUAGCUGUAACAUCAACACAUAAAACAAAUACAAAUGUAUUUAUGAAUGUACCGCCAAAAGAAGACGAAACUUUUGUUAACUUGCAUCCAUCUGAUGGAAAUAAACGACAAAAAGUUGAUACUAGUAUGAUUUUUAACGAAGAUAUGUAA
Rotaria sp. Silwood1 is the source of this 1185-nucleotide messenger RNA. The record is from the annotation of a GenBank genome assembly. NCBI's taxonomy places the organism in Eukaryota, Metazoa, Rotifera, Eurotatoria, Philodinida, Philodinidae.